UGAUACAUGUCCAAAAUUCAACCAAGUGAAGUACACCGUUCGAUGGAGCCGGGAACUCGGGAUCGACCUCCGUCACUGGUCGCACGACGACAGCGCCGCUGGACUUAUUUCCCCCACCGUAGCCUCGGACGUUCUGUCCGCCGUACUCGGCUGUGUUCGGAGGUCGGAGGAGCGACAGUAAACAGCUGGCGACGCUUUGCGUCAGUACGAUACGCAAAACGGGACUGUGCGGAGCAGGUCCGCCCGUCGUCCCCCUCCCCUUUUCCCUUCCAUCCAAUUAUAUCCUGGCGAGAUCCCCGACCGACACAUUUCUCGGCCGCUGUCCAAGCCGAAGCCUUCGUCGAAUUACACCGACGCAGAAUAAUCCCGACAUUUCCGCGCCGUUAACCAUCGACGAGGAGACGUCGAAACGAGCGAGCGUCAUUGCCGUGGAAAAGCAGCGGGGAAAGCGGAAUCUCUUUGUUCGGCGCGACCGCUCUGCGCAUAGACUGACAGUGCGUACGGCGCAGCAUUGUUUGUAUUGUGUCGCGCGGUUGGUUCACUUCGGUCGCGUCCUCCCGUCGAUCCCCUUUACACGAAGACGGACCGGGCUCCCGACGGCGUCGUCCAGCGAUAAAUUAGUGCGGGGAUCACUUGUGGAGGGACAUCUAACUGACGAACGGUGACCGUGUCGCUGAUGAACGACGGUGUCGCUCGAAUCGAGAAGCGAGCGAACGAGAGAGCGACGGAGAGCGAGAGAGCAGCGCGGCGGCGACGGACGCGGUGGCGUAACGCGGUGCGCGAGUGCUUUGUUUUGCCGAGCAGCUGAUCCGACGCGACGGCGAGUUACUGCGAGUUACGCUUAACGACGGUACGUGCGACACGCGCGUCGACGUUUUGUCAUCGGCGCGCACGACGCCGGGGAUAAACGCGACCACCACCCUCGACGAGGCGUCCACCUUCGGCGGAUCAACCUUCCGACGACGUCGUCGAAACGGUCGGGAAUCGUGAUUAGCCCUCGUUUGGGAAUCGAUUGCCAACGACGACGCUUCGCAAGACGGAUUUUUUUCUUCAAGUCUGUGACGUAAUCCGACGCUCCGUGAGGGUGCCGUGAGAAACUAAAUUGAUAAUUGAUCUAGCGAUCGGACGCUUUGCAGGAGGGAGGAGAAGAUAGUGAUGGUAAACGUGACGAAAGGAUUCAAAUUCCUGCUAAACGGAGUGUAAUAAAGUCGAGUGCUCGAAUCUUCGGCGCUGGUCAGUCGCUGGACACACUCGCUGGAACACGCUGAGCUCGAUGACGUGAAUCGUGCGUACGGGGGAUUGCUGUGUACCGCAGGGAGAUUAUGACAUUAGGGCAACCGGUGUUACUCGUCGGAUCCCCCACAGGGCAGAAGCGGGAGUGAAUUUUCUGUUUUUUUUCAAGCGGGUGAACGUGGAUUGCUCUCGAGGAUUGCGCGAGGAGCGAAAACGUGUUUGGUCCCGAGCGACCUUUGAAGAACAAAGGAAACGGACUCCACUGGAAGACGACACGAAGACACUGGUUGACUGGAUUUGAGUUUCUCUUUCGACGAUCCGAAACCGAAGAAUCCCCGCCCACUUCGAAGCGAUCGGGCUCUCGCGCGCGAGAGAGAGAUAUCUGGAUGAUACUCUGCAACGCGGCGCGAUUCUCAGUGGCUUUGUCUCAGAAUCGACGGCGAGGAUCGCAUUGAUCGAUGCGGCAUAGUCUUGACGGGGCCGUCCUCGCGAACGAUCGAGAACGUGGGGUACGGCCCCGAUCGAGCUGACUAAGGGAACCGUCCAAACCGAGGGCCAAUCCUGCUGCUAAUAGGGCCCACGGUGGAGGAAGACAUCCGUGACGGGGCUGUUUUAGCAAUUUCUACUCUUGUGUCGCUCUAAGGAGUCUAUCCACGAGACGCAACAUGCUGUACAUCUUCCACGUUGACACCGGCACCACCAUCACCUUCGACAUCAAGCUGGCACUGCAAAGUGUCAGUCAGCUGAUGGAGGCGAUCGAGAGGGAAUGCGGUGUGGUAGCGGCGCAUCAGGUGCUGCUUAUGAGCGGAGGCGAAUGCUUGGAACCAAAUGCACGUGUGUGCUCUUACUCGGCUGGAACCGACACAAAUCCGAUUUAUCUGUUCAGCAAGGCCGCCAUUGAAAGCAGCCUGCCGCCCACACCGAGUAUAGAUUACGGUUCCG
This is a messenger RNA of Trachymyrmex septentrionalis, 2175 nucleotides long. Its product is annotated as RB1-inducible coiled-coil protein 1-like. Gene Ontology annotation, molecular function: protein kinase binding; molecular adaptor activity. Lineage: Eukaryota; Metazoa; Arthropoda; Insecta; Hymenoptera; Formicidae. The annotation marks the transcript as partial. Gene Ontology annotation, biological process: autophagy of mitochondrion; glycophagy; reticulophagy. The record is from RefSeq and is a predicted model, not a curated record. Gene Ontology annotation, cellular component: extrinsic component of membrane; phagophore assembly site membrane; Atg1/ULK1 kinase complex. The transcript is spliced from 2 exons.